Nematocida minor is the source of this 480-nucleotide messenger RNA. Its product is annotated as ubiquitin-conjugating enzyme E2 H. Gene Ontology annotation, cellular component: nucleus. The coding region runs from base 1 to 480 and encodes 159 amino acids. Lineage: Eukaryota; Fungi; Microsporidia. Gene Ontology annotation, molecular function: ubiquitin conjugating enzyme activity. The transcript has a single exon. Gene Ontology annotation, biological process: protein polyubiquitination; ubiquitin-dependent protein catabolic process. The record is from RefSeq and is a predicted model, not a curated record.
AUGAACAGAGUGAGAACAGAAAUAAACAGAUUAUUCAAAAAGAACUAUUUAGUCGAAUGCGAAGAUACCCUCUUUGGCUCUUCGUUUAUUGUGGUGAUCCAGGGACCCUCUGGAACGCCCUUUUCCCGAGGAAAAUAUAAGAUAAGAAUAUUUCUACCGCAAGAUUUCCCGUUCAAAUCUCCGUCAAUAGGAUUCAUUACGAAAGUGUUCCACCCAAACAUCGACGAAAGCAGCGGGACUGUCUGCCUCGAUGUUCUCAACCAAGUGUGGUCUCCCUUGUAUGAUGUGCUAAACAUAGUUGAAACAUUUCUUCCGCAGCUAUUGGCCUAUCCCAACCCAGAUGAUCCGUUAAAUAUUGAGGCGGGGAGGCUGUUCAGAGAAAGCAAAGAAGAGUAUGAAAAAAAGGUGGGGGAGUACGUGAGCCAGUAUGCGAUCCCACAGGAAGAGAUAGACGCGGAUUUGUGCGAAGAAAUUGCAUAA